Messenger RNA from Penicillium daleae, 1626 nucleotides. RefSeq names its product MFS transporter. The transcript has 3 exons. The record is from RefSeq and is a predicted model, not a curated record. Gene Ontology annotation, biological process: transmembrane transport. The coding region runs from base 1 to 1626 and encodes 541 amino acids. Gene Ontology annotation, molecular function: transmembrane transporter activity. Lineage: Eukaryota; Fungi; Ascomycota; Eurotiomycetes; Eurotiales; Aspergillaceae.
AUGGAGACCCCCUACUCAACACAGACCAACACCGCUGCCACCAGUCGAACAGUAUCUGUUGGGUCUGGUCUUGGGCAAACCGAUUAUCUCGACCUCCCCGUCCGUGAGCUGCACGAUGGCGCCGACCUUCGCGAAUACACAACCGAGACUCGAGCUGGUGAAAUCAUCAAGCCAGUUAAGUCAAAUGUCACCGGUCAAUUGGAAGAUUGGAAACUGGUCACUUUCACCAUCGAUGACCCCGAGAACCCAAAGAACUGGUCGAAGGCGUACAAAUGGUACUGCACCAUGGUCGUCGCUUUCACCUGUUUCGUCGUUGCAUUCUGCAGCAGUGUUAUCACUGCCAACCUGGAAGGACCAAUGAAAGACUUUGGCGUGGCUCGAGAAGUUAGUCUUCUCACGAUUACUGUGUUUGUUAUUGGAUUUGGUGUCGGACCUAUGGUUUUUGCUCCACUAUCUGAAAUGGUUGGACGACGACCGGUCUAUGCCGUUACGUUACUCCUAGCCGUCAUCUUUGUCAUCCCAUGCGCUGUUUCCAAAAACAUCGGAACUUUGAUCGUCUGCCGCCUUAUCGAUGGUAUUGCAUUCAGUGCCCCGAUGACCCUGGUCGGAGGCACACUGGCAGACCUUUGGAAGAAUGAAGAGCGUGGUGUUCCAAUGGCUGCCUUUAGUGCCGCUCCCUUUAUUGGUCCUGCAAUUGGUCCUUUGGCCGGUGGUUUCCUCGGCGACAACUGCGGCUGGCGCUGGCUUUACUGGCUGCAGCUGAUUCUGUCCUUUGUUGCCUGGGUAUUGAUCACAUUCACCGUUCCCGAGACCUACGCACCAAUCUUGCUGAAGAGAAGAGCUGCGAAACUGCGCAAGUCUCAGAACGACCCUAAGUACACUACCGAAACCGAGCUUGAUCCUCGUCCUCUAGGUCAGAAACUUCGCAUCUUUCUCUUCCGACCUUUCCAGCUCCUCUUCUUGGAGCCCAUCGUCUUGUUCAUCUCCCUUUACAUGUCGGUGCUGUACGGUCUGCUCUACAUGUUCUUCGUUGCCUAUCCCAUCGUGUACCAGGCCGGUAAGGGCUGGAGCGCCUCAAUGACUGGUCUCAUGUUCAUUCCUCUGGCUAUCGGUGUGCUCAUGAGCGCUGCUUGUGCCCCUUUCGUCAACAAGCACUACCUCAAGGUUUCCGCGCAAUGCGGUGGAAAGCCUCCAGCUGAAAAGCGUCUGAUUCCCAUGAUGUGGUCUUGCUGGCUCAUUCCUGUUGGCCUUUUCAUUUUCGCCUGGACCUCGUACCCUACGAUCCACUGGUUCGGUCCCGCAAUCGGCGGAUGGCCUGUCGGAUUUGGCUUUAUCUUCUUGUACAAUUCCGCGAACAAUUACCUUGUUGAUACAUAUCAGCACCAAGCUGCUUCUGCCCUGGCAGCAAAGACCUUCCUCCGCUCAAUGUGGGGUGCCUCUACGGUCUUGUUCACUGAGCAGAUGUAUAACCGCCUCGGCUACCAGUGGGCCAGCUCUCUUCUCGCCUUUAUUGCUUUGGCUUGCUGUGCUAUCCCUUACGCGUUCUACUUUAAGGGCGCGUCCAUUCGUCGUUUCUCCCGAUUCGCUUUCAGCGAUGACGAGGAGCAGCAAGGCGUGAAGGCUUAA